Messenger RNA from Didymella exigua CBS 183.55, 1012 nucleotides. RefSeq lists its product as uncharacterized. The transcript has a single exon. The record is from RefSeq and is a predicted model, not a curated record. NCBI's taxonomy places the organism in Eukaryota, Fungi, Ascomycota, Dothideomycetes, Pleosporales, Didymellaceae. The coding region runs from base 141 to 662 and encodes 173 amino acids.
CCACUUUGCCUGACUUCGCGGUCGGAGUGAAGGUUGCAGCAGCAUGUCUAAGAUUUCCUUCCGGGGGGCUACUUCUUUCUCCCCUCCUACGCCGGCAAGCAAAAAGUCAACUAUCUGAGCUUCCGCUUUCCACUCUCAACAUGUCUUCAUCUACUUCCUCUUCGCCGAGCACAUCAAGAUUCGGCGUCGAACUCGCUGACGGUGCACUCCGAAUAUUGAGAUACCCAUUUUUGCAGCGCGCGGAGUUUGCUACAUGGGGCUUGCUUCACCAUCUCCUACCACACCACACUAAAAUACCAUGCUCUUGGAAGUCCAUACAACGAAUCCUAAAUAGAAGCGGUCUAGCUACGAAGUAUUACUCCAACACAUCAAAACCCACCCAUCACCCUCCACAAAGACACUCGAUUCAUAUCAUCACUCCACAACACCUCCCCCUCCCGCCCUUGCGAAACCAGCACAACCCACACCACACAACCUACAACCCCGGCACCCCCUCGCAAAAGCACUCAACUCCACAAAACGCACACACCCAAUCAUCCCUGCCCCUAAUCCUCGUCCGCAGGCGAUCACUCCGCGCCGUCUUAUCCGCAUCCACACCACCAAGUGCGACAGCCUUAUUGCGCAGCCGCACAUACUCAGCAUUUACGUGCGGCGCGAGGUAGUGCGCGGGUACAUAGAGCGCAGGGGGAUACAGUAGCGUGGGCACGAGCGCUAACGGCGCGGGCGGACGUGGAGUGCUGUGCUGCAUUGGCUGGGUUGGGGUUCUUUUUGUUUGCAGGGUAUGGACCGAGGGGAGGAGGGCCGGGCGGAGUUGCCGUUGGAUGCUGGAUUCGCUGAAGGAUGGCGAUGCGAAGGCGGUGGUGCUGCGCGGGACGCUGGCGCGGAGGGAUGGGUGGAUGGACAUUGGUGCUGGGGGUUGGGGGUGGACGAGUGGGUUGUGCAAAAGCGUUUUGAAGCGUGGGUGUAGGUUAUGAAGAUGUGGAGGAGGUGUGGUACUGAUGUUGUGGAUACC